AUUCCAUACAAACUUCCCCAAUACAUUGUAACUGUGCCAAAAAGCAAAAAGCAUUUUUAUUAUAUAUACCAAAUUUUAAAAAAUAAAAUAAAAUUUAAGUUCACCUUAUAAAUAUAGCACCACCCAUAUCACAAAUAGUAUACGUAUAGCACAAGCCCCUCUCUCUCUCUCUCUCUCUCUCUCUCUCUCUAUGGAAGGUCACCUUGUGGGAAAGAGCUCAUCAUCAAAAGCAGAAACAAAAGCUUCAUUUACAAGUGCACUCACACUUACCCAAUCGGGGUUGCCUCAUGUGCCUCAACGCUAUGUUCUUCCUCCUUCACAACGCCCAAACCCUUCUUCCUCUAGGCUCUCUACCACUCUUCCCAUUGUUGACCUCUCCCCCUUGCAAAGCCCUUCUCUUAGGCCUCAAAUCAUCAACAAUAUUCGGAUGGCUUCUAAGGAAAUUGGCUUCUUUCAGGUGGUUAACCAUGGAAUCCCGUCUUCGGUCAUGGAAGAUGCCCUAAGUGCUGCAAACGAGUUCUUCAACCUGCCUCUUGAGGAAAAGAUGCUUCUAGGUUCGGAUAGUGUUCAUGCACCUGUAAGGUACGGGACAAGUAUGAAUCAUGCUGUGGAUAGGGUUCACUUUUGGAGAGACUUCAUUAAGCACUACUCCCAUCCUAUUUCAAAAUGGAUCCAUCUUUGGCCAUCAAAUCCUUCUUGUUACAAAGAGAAGAUGGGAAACUAUGCCAAGGCUGUGCAAGUGCUACAAGAGCAAAUAAUGGAGCUUGUCAUAGAGAGCUUGGGGCUAAACCCUAAGUACUUACAAGAAGAAGUUGAAAGUGGGUCCCAAUUAGUGGCUGUGAAUUGCUACCCUGCAUGUCCAGAACCAGAGCUUGCCUUAGGAAUGCCUCCCCAUUCAGACUAUGGCUCCAUAACCAUCCUGCUUCAAAGUUGUCCAGGGCUUCAGGUAAAGGACCAGAACAGCAACUGGCAAACGGUCCCAGCCAUCGAAGGAGCUCUCUUGGUUCAGCUGGGAGACCAAAUGGAGGUUCUGAGCAAUGGACAUUACAAAAGUGUUCUUCACAGAGCAACAGUUAGCUCUGAGAAAAGUAGACUUUCCAUUGCCAGUCUCCACAGUCUUUCUUUGGACAAGAAAGUAGGGCCUGCACCAAUGCUUGUGGACAAGCAACAUCCACAGUCUUACAAGGAGUUCAGCUUCAGAGACUUUCUGGAUUUUAUCACAAACAAUGAUAUAGUUAAGGGAAGGUUUAUUGAUACCCUCAAACAGAAUUAAAAUCCAUCAAGUAGCUAGAGUUAUGUAUUUUGUUUUAUUAAUGUAGUUUUGUUUAGGAAUCAAAGUCAAGUUUGUGUUUUUAUUUUAAAUAAACAUAUUAAUUUAAGCAUAAAUCUUUCUUAUUUGUU
Messenger RNA from Prunus avium (sweet cherry), 1401 nucleotides. RefSeq names its product 2-oxoglutarate (2OG) and Fe(II)-dependent oxygenase superfamily protein. Lineage: Eukaryota; Viridiplantae; Streptophyta; Magnoliopsida; Rosales; Rosaceae. The record is from RefSeq and is a predicted model, not a curated record.